AUUUUUUUUAGUUGAUGACACGCAUGUAAGGAAAAAAUCGACAUUUGUAUUUUCUAUCGAACAUAGAACAUCUACAACAAUUAAAAGAACGCAAGCAAGUUGAGUAAAGUAUUUUUAAAAUGAAGUCACUGCUGAUUUUGUUUUUCAUAUGUUUUAUUUCAUGUUUAGCUUCUAGAAUUGUUUUUUAAAGCGACGCCAGCAAAAAUUGUACCAGUCCUAACAAAAACAAUCAAAUUAAGAUGCUCCGCGAUGACGGACACAGAGUAUAUCGUUGGCAGACGAGACUUGGAGAAACGCGACACGGAGACUGUGACGUCACAUGCCGAUGUCAACCACGUGACGUCAAUCAUCGUCACCAGAGUCUCGACAGAAGGUGCGCAGAACGUCACAGUGGCUACGGUGUCGUCGUUCGAGCCGGCGAGUGCAAAAGUUGACGGUGACAAGCUCAAGGUUACAGGCACGACAGAGCCAUCAACAACAUCAGGAGAAAAGGGGUACCUGGAGCUGACAUGGACGCAUCCCUUGCAAGACCAAGCUGGCGUCUAUGUGUGUGAAGUGUUCGCAUUGAACUCCAACCUUCACCCCGAGGCUUUGUCGGUGUCCGUUAAAGUAGAUAUCGAGGAUGCUACGAUUCCAGAUUUAAUCCAUUAUAUCUCGGAAAACGACAGAAAAAUUGAAAAUCUUCAGAAUCAAAUUGACGAGUUUAAAUUCAAGAUAGGCUUUUUGGACAACGAUGCGCAAAGUCUUACAGAUCAAUAUAAAGUUAAGUUUGACGCUAUUGCAACCGAUAUAGCUAACUUGAAGAUGGCCGCUAACAACCUGACCAAUCAGAACAUCCAGAUGGGAAACAUCACGUGCCACUCCAGCAACUCUGAUGUGUCAGUUAAGUUUGAUACACCUUACGUGUCAACACCUACUGUGUUCAUCGCCAUCAACGAACUGAGUGGAAGUGUUUACAAUAGUUACUCUUUCAGUCCGUAUGUCUCUAAAUUGGAACGAGCUGAAUUUAUCCUCAGAUGUUCAUCAAGUUCAAAUGGUUUUGGUGUUAGUUGGAUUGCUUUGGACAUAGAUAACGAUAUAACUAUUUUAAAUUAAAUUAACAAACUGUUUUAAUGUAAUAAAAUAGUAAACUGUUACUUGAAUUUAGUUUGAGUUGAAACGUGUGUGGACGUUAAAACUUA
Molecule: messenger RNA, 1181 nt
Organism: Physella acuta
Lineage: Eukaryota; Metazoa; Mollusca; Gastropoda; Physidae
Biological process (GO): cell adhesion
Molecular function (GO): carbohydrate binding
Source: RefSeq, a predicted model, not a curated record